AUGGUUACGCUGCCUCUUAAAGUAAUGGUCGACAAAGAUAAUACAAAGGUGUUAUUCGCGGAAGCCAACAGCGAUUUCGUAAACGUUUUGUUAAGCUUCCUCGCGUUGCCUUUGGGCAUAUUUGCGAGAAAAUUCUAUGUAAAAAGCCUAUACACUUUAUACAGAGGUUUAUACAAUAUGGAUGAAUCCUACUUUAGCGUUCGAGGCGCUAAGGAGAUGCUGCAAAAUCCACGAAGUUGUUUCAGAGCUGAAUGCCGCAAACUAGUGCUUGAUAUUACCGGCAGCCUCCCCAAUGAUUUCUACGUUUGUUCGGACAAAGAAUGUCCUAAAACUGAAGCAUACAAGAAUGUCAGCAUGUAUUCUGAUAUAGCUACAUGUGCCUGUGGGAGAUCGUUGAGCAGAAAAAUAAGCGUUGGGGAAUCUGUUGAUGGAGCUUUCGUAACCAAUCCUUCGUCUUUCAUCGUCACCGGUGAUCUGCGUGUGGUGCCUAUUUUAUCUGGAUUGUUUCAAACCCUCAGCAAUCUUGGCAUUGCAGUCACUCAAGGUGCAUCCAUGAGGAGUAUGAGUUUUUAUAUUGAUGAGAUUGAAAAAUUGUUCGAGUUGUGUUUAACUUCUGCAACCCCUUUGGACGACAUGAUAUUCAAGAAAACUGGCUUGAGCUCCACAGUCUCCACUGCUGCAAAACCUGAGCCUGGGAUCAAUCUGUUGCGUCACAUUCCGAAGGAUAAAGCUCACUCUAGAGAGAUUGUUCUAAAAGUUUUCUUGCAGGAAUCAACGAAUAAAUUUUUGUAUGCAGAAGCUAUGGAUGAUUUCGUGGAUCUGCUUUUUAGCUUCCUCACUAUUCCAAUGGGAGGAGUAGAGGUCCUUCUUGGCGGGAACACUGGUUUCACAGGCAUUCACAAUUUAUACAGAAGCGUAUGUGAUGACUUCCAUGAUAAGUGUUUUAGGACUCCAGAGAUUCGAAAUAGGCUCAUUGAUGCAAAGCUACCUCACGGUUAUAUUUCGAAAAACCAGUUUUUACCCCUCAGUGAAGAUAGUAUACCUAAUCUAUAUUACAGCUCAGUUAAUUGGAGGAUGGAUUUGGUAAUUAAAAACACUUCUUUUGAUGAGAAGGUAGGCAGUAUGAUUAACCAAUUCAAAUACUCGAGGGAAUUAUUUGUCAAGAAACAUACAAAGUGUAUAGUAACUGAUGAUUUGAAGGUGGAUCCUUGUUUGUCUACCGCGUUUUUUAUUCUGAACAAGCUUGGAAUCCCUCUCUCGGAUGUGAAAGAAAUGGAGUUGAACAUUGGUUUGGAGGAGGCAUUGUGUAUACUGAAGGCUUCUCUUACAUCAACAACGGUUUUAACUGAUGUCCUUGUAAAACCUAUGCUUACAAAAAGGCAAAAACUAGACAAGCAGACUAAGCAAGAACCCUAA
Messenger RNA from Salvia miltiorrhiza (redroot sage), 1416 nucleotides. RefSeq lists its product as uncharacterized. NCBI's taxonomy places the organism in Eukaryota, Viridiplantae, Streptophyta, Magnoliopsida, Lamiales, Lamiaceae. Bases 1 to 1416 code for a protein of 471 amino acids. The transcript is spliced from 3 exons. The record is from RefSeq and is a predicted model, not a curated record.